Orbicella faveolata is the source of this 1967-nucleotide messenger RNA. Its product is annotated as serine/threonine-protein kinase PAK 4-like. Gene Ontology annotation, molecular function: protein serine/threonine kinase activity; ATP binding. NCBI's taxonomy places the organism in Eukaryota, Metazoa, Cnidaria, Anthozoa, Scleractinia, Merulinidae. The record is from RefSeq and is a predicted model, not a curated record. Gene Ontology annotation, biological process: protein phosphorylation.
AAAUCGUCAUGGCGCGGUGUAAAUGCUUCCAAAUUUUUCCAGGAGAUUCAUUUUUGGCUUUAUUACCACCCACCAAUUACUACGAGAACAGCUAAUCUGUAAGUUGGAGCUUGCCAAACUUUUUACGGCGUUUUUGCCGUGAGGCACUUGAAAAUGUUCAAGCGUUUGUUUCAAAAGAAACGUAAACGAAUCGACAUAUCGGAACCGCAGAACUUCGAACACCGAUUUCACACUGGAUAUGAUACAAAAACGGGGAAGUUCCUUGGUUUGCCGCCUCAAUGGGAAGCCUUGCUUGGGAUAGAGAGAGAAUCUCAAAGGAGACCUAAACCGAUUGUCGAUCCUGAAAUUAUCACUCAAGUUUCACCGUUGCGAAAGUCCCAAUUGAAUUUGUUGAACUCCGAGAAACCCGGACAAGCUUCUAAAGUCAUAUCCGUUUCUAGGUCGAAUUCCCUGCGCAAUUCGUUCAGAGUUAAUCCAGGCUCUAGACCUUCCGGUAGAAAAAGAGAUAGACCGAAUCCUGAACUUAGUGAAGGUGUAGAUGCUUCGAGGACAUCCAACGGGAAUGUUGCAGCGGAUUAUUUUCCAGAAAGUCCCGAGAAAUUAAACAACCGCCGAUUUUCGCAAGGGUAUGGACGCUCGUACAACGAAAGAGACAAUAAUAGGCAGCAAAAGACUUCUGGUAUACAGAGAGAGACGUCUGCGAGUUCCGAUUAUGGCUCGGCAAGUACGGACUCGGCGGGCGAAGCAGCGGAAAAUAACGGAGACGACCUUCGAAGUUCUUCGAAGACGAGGCUCAUGUACUCUGAUUCACCAGUGAGUCACGAGCAGUUUCGUAAAGCUUUGGAAUUAGUUGUAACCUCGACUGGUCCGCCUGAGAAUCUGGAAAAUUUUAUUAAAAUAGGCGAGGGUUCAACCGGGGUUGUCUGUCUUGCUCGAGACAACAAAACGGGACGGCAAGUUGCGGUGAAGAAAAUGGAUUUGAAAAAACAACAAAGAAGAGAACUUUUGUUCAAUGAGGUGGUGAUUAUGAGAGAUUACCCACACCCAAACAUAGUGGAAAUGUAUGGAAGUCACCUUGUUGGAGAUGAACUGUGGGUAGUUAUGGAAUUCCUUGAGGGAGGAUCACUAACAGAUAUCAUAACUCACACAAGUUUGACAGAGGAGCAGGUGUCCUGUGUGUGCCGUGCCGUGUUGAAAGCUCUGGCUUUCCUGCAUCCACAGGGAGUUAUCCACAGAGAUAUCAAGAGUGAUAGUAUUCUUCUCACCACAAGUGGACAGGUGAAGCUGUCUGACUUUGGUUUCUGUGCCCAAGUGACAGAAGAAAUGCCAAGAAGAAAGUCCCUUGUUGGCACUCCAUACUGGAUGGCACCUGAAGUUAUAUCAAGAAAACCUUAUGGGACACAGGCUGAUAUCUGGUCCCUAGGGAUCAUGAUUCUUGAGAUGAUUGAUGGAGAGCCACCUUAUUUCAGUGAGCCUCCAUUACAAGCCAUGAGAAAACUGAGGGACCUGGAUCCACCAAUCACACAAAGGAAUGGUGAGAUGUCUUCUCGGCUGCUGUCAUUUUUGCAGAGAACCUUGGAGCGUGACCCAGCACAAAGAGCUUCUGCAUUUGAACUUCUUAAUCAUUCCUUCAUUCGCAGCACGUCCAACUCUACAUCUCUUGCAGACAUGAUGAAAAGUUUUCGACACAGUGUUUGUUAGGCUGACAGUACAUUUAUUUAGUGGCCUUUGGCACUAGGAAAGAACCUCUCAUGCCCAGAGCUGUCCUUUGGAUUUGGUCUGCAAAAUUCAACUAAGAGAGCCAUAGAGCUGAAGGGUUUUUGAAGUAUGAGCAGUCUUAGAAUUUUAUUUCACAUGACACAUUUCCCUCCCUGAUCCCCCAUCAUUUGAUUUGCUGCUUUUUAUCCUCUUCCCCUCCAACUCCUCCUGCCUGCUGUGCAGACUACAAGAAUUGUUUCUGUUUGUUU